Messenger RNA from Hibiscus syriacus, 1130 nucleotides. Its product is annotated as LOB domain-containing protein 39-like. NCBI's taxonomy places the organism in Eukaryota, Viridiplantae, Streptophyta, Magnoliopsida, Malvales, Malvaceae. The transcript has 2 exons. Bases 224 to 901 code for a protein of 225 amino acids. The record is from RefSeq and is a predicted model, not a curated record. Gene Ontology annotation, biological process: regulation of gene expression.
CUACCAACCUAAUUGAACCCUUCGUUUCAGAGUUUAGCCUCCAUAGUUUUCCCCUUUAAAACCCUUAUUUAUCACUUCCCUGAUUCAAAUCCUUCUCUGGCUAUCUCUCUAUCGUUUUCCCUUGGAAGUCAUUUUUUUUAUCUUCUUCCCUGUUCCUUGAAAUCCAAGUAUCAGCUUCGUCAACCCAACGACCAGAACCUUGAAAAAGCUUUGGGAUAUAUUCAUGAGUUGCAACGGGUGUCGAGUCUUACGAAAAGGAUGCAGCGACACUUGUGUUCUACGUACAUGUCUACAAUGGAUCGAGAAUUCCGAAUCGCAGGGUUUCGCCACCGUUUUCGUCGCCAAGUUCUUCGGCCGCGCUGGUCUCAUGUCUUUCAUUUGCGCCGUUUCUGAAUCUCAGCGCCCUGCUUUGUUCCAGUCGCUGUUGUUCGAAGCUUGCGGGAGAACGGUGAAUCCCGCGAAUGGAGCCGUCGGGCUUCUAUGUACCGGGAACUGGCAUGUUUGUCAAGAGGCGGUCGAAACCGUUCUCCGUGGCGGAACUCCACGGCCGUUACCGGAAUUCAUGGCUCCGAUAUCGGAAUGUAAUGAAGCAUCGGAAGCUUCCGGUACGGAGGACGUGUGGAAGUUGCAAGAAACGGUUACGAGUUUGAACUCCAACUGUCGGUUUUCCGGUUCAAGAUCUAAGGUUUCAUCACAUAAGCGUAAAACCAUGGAUGAGUUGAAGAAAUCACAGCCGUCCGAUCUGGAUCUUUGCUUGACUCCAAAUUAUAAAGGAAACCGAAUGGCGGAUAAUAACCGGCCGGGGACCCCGUCUAUGAAAUCGGAGGAAUCCGUCACGACGGCUACGUGCUUUGAAAGUGGGCUUGCAGAUGAUGGGAAGUUACUAAACUUGUUUGUUUAAAGAGAAAAUAAAGAAAAAGAGUAUUCUUUUUUUCGGUGAAUCUAACCUUGAAAUGAUUUGCGGGGUUAGAUUAUUUAGGGGGGGGGGCACGUUUUCCCGGAAAAUUUAUUUUCCGGUGAGAGCCUGUAAAAAUUACCGGCAUAUGAUUCCUCUCUUGGUAUUUGUUUAGUACUGUAAAAACUGUGCGUGAGAAAGAAAAUGAGUAUGUCGAUGAUCAUGUUUUUUGUCA